Messenger RNA from Protopolystoma xenopodis, 486 nucleotides. NCBI's taxonomy places the organism in Eukaryota, Metazoa, Platyhelminthes, Monogenea, Polystomatidea, Polystomatidae. The record is from the annotation of a GenBank genome assembly.
AUGGAGCCAAACAUCUCAUCGUUGAUUUAUCACACUUCCCUGCCUCGUAACGGUUUACGCCAUUUUUUUCUCUACAGACCACUUUAUGUCGGCGGCUCUGGUGGGCCGGCCAGUGGUUCCGGUCUGCUGAAUGCAGGUGCAACUAACAGCCGUGUGACUGGUGUCAUUGUCGAAAGGCCAGCCACGAAAGAUAAUAAGCAUCGGCCUAACGACGGUGGAGUCUCUUUGGCAGGACCACGACUGGGUGGAGAUGAAGAAGAAAGUGAGGAGGGCAAGUCAAAGGGCCUGGCAAUUCGGAGGGCGGAAGAAGAUGAUGACGAUGACGAUUGCUUCGUGGUUGAAGAGACGUUCGUUGGUGGGGCUGGAGCAGGCCUUAUGAACAGAACGAGCAUGCUUUCAGAUGGGGAGGUGCCUGCUGACGAGAAGCAUGGUAGGAUAAGUGGCAGACCACUUAUUUGCUGCCUACUAUUCACAGACGGAUGUUGA